Messenger RNA from Podospora anserina S mat+, 1437 nucleotides. RefSeq lists its product as uncharacterized. Gene Ontology annotation, molecular function: DNA-binding transcription factor activity, RNA polymerase II-specific; zinc ion binding; RNA polymerase II transcription regulatory region sequence-specific DNA binding. Bases 1 to 1437 code for a protein of 478 amino acids. The record is from RefSeq and is a predicted model, not a curated record. Gene Ontology annotation, biological process: regulation of DNA-templated transcription. The transcript is spliced from 7 exons. Gene Ontology annotation, cellular component: nucleus. NCBI's taxonomy places the organism in Eukaryota, Fungi, Ascomycota, Sordariomycetes, Sordariales, Podosporaceae.
AUGACGGCAACCGAAGCCAUGGAGAGGACCGCCGGGAAUGAGACCAAGGACAUCAAGUCCGAGAGCAACACCAAGCCCAAGGAUCACCAUGCGCCUUCUACCGACGACCAACAGCAACACAACCAACACAACCACCACACCACCCACCACCAGACCCCCAAGAAGCGCCGCAAGGUCAGUCAUGCCUGCCUCUACUGCCGUCGAUCUCACAUGACGUGUGAUCUUGCGAGACCAUGUACGAGAUGUGUUAAGCGGAAUAUCGGGCACCUGUGCCAUGAUGAGCCCCGUGAUCAGGGGUCCAACAAGUCCAAGAGCGUCGUCGCCCCGUCUACUACGCACGGGUCUGCGUCUCAGUCAGACCUGGGCCGCGGCAACAUGAACCAGACAGCGGCAGACGCCUUGAGACUGGCCUCGUUCGAUGGGAGCUUGAGCUCCGGGACAGGAUCAGCCGCCAGUGCCGCCUUCGAUGCUGCUGCUGCGCUAGGCCAGAGUAAUCAGCUACAGCUCGUGCAACCCACAGCGGUGUCCGGCCUCCAAGGCAGCACGCUGGGUAGCAGUAUGAACCAAUUUCCCCAUGAGGUGUCGAGUGAGUUCGACGUCCUGAACAACUACCUGCGAGCCAACAUAUUCGAGGACCCCGUGGCUGCGCCCGAUGGUCAAAACCAAGGCCGCCCAAUCCCGGGGUUUCCCAGUAGCAGCUCCAUGCCGCCCCCGGCCACGGCUCCGGGGGCCUCUCUGCCCACGGCCAAUUCGGAACAAUCAGCUGCGGUUUCCAAGGACAAGACCCGAGAAUAUUAUCUCCAGGCAGCCGAUCCCAGCGGUAAUGCCGACGCGGAUGACCGCAUGCUCCAGGUUCUCACGGCCAAAGUCGAGGCUGGACUCCUCCAACCGUUUAACUAUAUCAAAGGCUACCAGAGUCUUCAAACGUAUCUCAACGAGCACGUCAGCCCGGGGUCGAGACAAAAGAUCCUUCGACAACUCGAUCGUUUCCGGCCAAAGUUUCGCGAAAAGAUGCAGGGGCGAGACCACAUGUUUCUGACCAUCAACGAGAUGCAGAUAGAGAGUUCCCUAAUGGAGUACGACCGCGUCUUCGCCAGCAUGGCGGUCCCGGCAUGCUGCUGGCGUCGAACAGGGGAGAUUUUCAGGGGUAACAAGGAGAUGGCCGAGCUCAUCGACGUGCCAGUGGAGGAUCUCAGAAAUGGCAAGACUAAACUGCACGAGAUCCUGACCGAGGAGUCGGUCGUGCGGUAUUGGGAAGAGUUUGGAACCAUUGCCUUCGAUCCGCUCCACGACACCCUUUUGACAGCCUGCACACUCAAGAGUCCCGAUAAAUCGUCGAAAAAGGUGGUGAACUGCUGCUUUUCUUUCAGGAUAAAAAAGGACAACGCCCAAGUGCCGGGCUUGAUCAUUGGAAACUUCAUCCCCCACGACCCUUAA